AUGGUAUCUGCGACAUAUCAGAACCUAACGCUAGCGCUUCUGGUGCUGUGCAUCGUCACCAGCCCGAUCGAAAGUCGAUACCGGGAGAAGGACACAAAAAAGGGCAAGUCCAUGCCACAGCCCAACCUGCCGCCCAUGAUCGUGCCGUCGCCGCUGAUGAACCUCUGCUCGGGGGAUCGGGAAAUGAAACUCGUCUGUCACUGCAGCCCGGACGAUCCACACGUGAAGGCGCAGAAGGCAAACUGUUGGAUCUUCAGCAAGGAGCUGCCCCGCAAGGACGCCAACUGGCUCGCCUUCCAGACGCAGUCCACGCUCGAGCAGCUCAAGAUCACCGUGCAGAAGAUAGGCAACCUGGCGUACAUCCCCUCCGACGUCCUGCACACGCUCAAGUAUCUCAAACAGCUGACGAUCGAGUACGGCGUCAUACCGGAUCUGCUGAACUAUGCGUUCGGUAACCUGACCGAGCUUCGAAACGUGACACUGCACAAGAACCAGAUACGGAUCGUGCACCCGUUCGCGUUUGCCAACCAUCCGUACCUGGAGGAGAUCAACCUGGAGCGGAACGAAAUUCUCGAGCUGGACAAGGAGGCUCUCGUACAUUUGCCGGCUUUGCGUAAGCUCAACCUGGACUUCAACAAUCUGUCCAUCCUACACGACGACGUGUUCGUGUACCUUACCAGCCUGGACGAGCUGAAGCUGGAGUCGAACCAGAUCUCCGUACUGACGCGCGAGAUCUUCAAGGGACUUGGGAACCUGCGAAUACUUAAGCUGACUGCCAACAGCUUAAGUUCCAUCGGCGAUACAGUCUUCGCAGAGCUAUGGAGCCUACAGGAGCUGGAUUUGGAUCAGAAUCAGAUCGAGAAACUGUCCGCCCGAGCGUUCGACGGGCUGAACAAUCUGCGGAAGCUGAACCUGGAAAACAAUCGCCUGAAACGGCUGGAGCGAGGCAUCUUCACCGGCGUACCAGCCGUCCUCAACCUGAACCUCAACUCCAAUCAGCUGGAAACGAUUACGUACAACAACUUCCUCCCGCUGAUGGACAAUCUAGUCAACAGUACGGCCAUCCUUCACCUUAAAGAAAACCGCUUCAUCUGCGAUUGCCGGCUGCUCUGGCUGUUCGAUUUGCGCAACAGCACCAAAAACGAAGACCUUCGGUACACCCUGCAACAGGUGGAGUGUCUGUACGACGUGAAAGGUGCGCCAGGAAUGUACGGCGCCUCAUCGUUGGUGCAUACCCAGCUGAAGGAUUUCGGCCGCAACCCGCUCGAACCGGAUGACGAUUACUACGACGAGGCAGGCCACCGGAAGCAAGCCUUAUCGGUCCACAAGAAGUUUAGCUCCAGCCGAUCGGCCGGGGACGGUGGCCAGAGUUUGGUCCCGCCUCAGGACAAAGGUCAGCUGCAGACGGUCACGCUGAUGAAGCUCCCGAAGGACAUCAUUCUGCCGUGCCCGAAGGAGCUGGACGAGCCGACGGAGCUUCCGCUGUCCCGCGAAUCGAUCGGGCUCGACAUGGUCUACCGCUCGUCGGUGGCGGCCCCCGGCAGCGGUCGUGGGAGCCGACAUUCCAGCGCUCAUUAG
Molecule: messenger RNA, 1578 nt
Organism: Anopheles coustani
Lineage: Eukaryota; Metazoa; Arthropoda; Insecta; Diptera; Culicidae
Product: connectin-like
Exons: 4
Coding region: 1-1578 (525 amino acids)
Molecular function (GO): protein binding
Source: RefSeq, a predicted model, not a curated record